This is a messenger RNA of Drosophila simulans, 794 nucleotides long. RefSeq lists its product as uncharacterized. Bases 120 to 422 code for a protein of 100 amino acids. Gene Ontology annotation, molecular function: guanyl-nucleotide exchange factor activity. The record is from RefSeq and is a predicted model, not a curated record. The transcript is spliced from 4 exons. NCBI's taxonomy places the organism in Eukaryota, Metazoa, Arthropoda, Insecta, Diptera, Drosophilidae. Gene Ontology annotation, biological process: positive regulation of TORC1 signaling; cellular response to amino acid stimulus. Gene Ontology annotation, cellular component: lysosome; Ragulator complex; cytoplasm.
AUGGAUUCUCAACGCCCGGCUUAUUGGUAUUGCCGUCUUCUCGGCAAGCGGUCACACUGGUCAUUGUUUUGGUUCUGUUCUUGCUUUGUUUUUUCACUGCGGAAAUAACGACAUCGUCCAUGGAGCAGCAACUGGAGAAAGUCCUAGCGGAAAUCGCCGCACGGCAGGACACAGUGGGAGCUCUGCUGGCCAAUCGCCAGGGAUUGUGUUUGGGCACCAAGGGAGACAUUGAUCCGAACGUGUCCGGCAUCGGAAUGGCCAUUUCCGAGCAGGUGGCCAAACUGGAGCCGAAUGCCACGGCUCCUGCAACGAUUUGCCUUUACAGCGGAAACAAACGCUGUGUCAUCCAGAAGGACGGCGAGAUCACGGGCGUUAUCUUCAAGCAGCCGACGGGUACAUCGGCGACCGCCACCAUCAACUAACGAAAGUUGGGGCCUCAAUCGCAACUCUCAGGCCAAAUACGCAAGUCAAGAUACGGAUACAAAGGCAGAUACAGAUACUUAUAUCUUCCAAGUCGCGCCCGCUUCGCUCGAUUCGCCCGAUGGCAGGCGCCUGUUACAUUUGUCGCUCAUUCUAACCGAUAGCCAUUACCAUAAGCAUUGUUUUGUACGACUCGCAUAGCAUAAGCAUUACGGAUUACGCAUUAAGCACUGCUGUUACUUGAUCUUAUUUGUCUUAACCAGUCUAGCGCCAUCAACAUGUACAUAAAGACUUUGUACGAUUAAGCCCCAGAAAGUGAACACACCAUGUACACCAAUUAAAUUUAUAGCGAUGAAGCAAGCCAGCUAAGAGCA